This is a messenger RNA of Plasmopara halstedii, 453 nucleotides long. RefSeq lists its product as hypothetical. The record is from RefSeq and is a predicted model, not a curated record. Lineage: Eukaryota; Oomycota; Peronosporomycetes; Peronosporales; Peronosporaceae. The transcript is spliced from 5 exons. The coding region runs from base 1 to 453 and encodes 150 amino acids.
AUGAGUGCUAAAUUGCGUAAAUUACCUGGUCAAGGUAGCAAAGCGUUGGAUCCACCGAUCACUUCUCCUUCAUCGAGAUCGUCUGUUUUGUCCGUCGUGACAAAUGACGCUUCCUUAUUGAUGGCGGCCUCGGGCAUCUGUACUAUGGCAUUGUCGGGGUUGCUCUCUUUUGCAAUGAUAUUGUUUGACGAAGAUCUGACGUCAGUAACGCAACUGCGUCUAUUCUCACCUUCCAUGGUGACAGGAUCCGUUCUCUUGACAAUUGGCGUGCUUAAUGGAAUGCUAGAGUAUUUGACUAGAAAAACACCAGGCGAAUUGGUGCUGCCGCCUGGACACCCGGCUAUAUCACCUAACAAACUCGCAGAGAUGGAAAAAUUCGACGAGAAUGAGACCGCGUGUUAUUGGAAUAGGCGCCCAUUUUCACUUAAUUCUUCCGGGCGAUUGCCAGUGUAG